GUAUGUGGGGCUGUCAUGGAAGAAGCAGCUUCACCGGCUCGUCGUCGCGGUGGUCCGGCGGGGGUCUCCGCCGUGCAGACCGACACUAUCGAGGCUCUAACUGAGCUGGAGGAUCUGGAGCGGGUCUACGCGCAGCUGUGUGCCGAAGAGGCGGAAGUGCAGGUGGAGUUGGACGCUCUUGUGGGACAACAGAACAACAUCGAAACAAAGAUGCUCUCCCUGCAGAGGAUGGGACCCAACCUGCAGCUGAUCGAGGGAGACGCUGUGCAGCUCUCUGGCAUGAUCAACUUCACAUGCAGCCUGGCAGAAAAUGUCAGCAGCAAAGUCAGACAGCUGGAUCUCACCAAGAAAAGGCUGUACCAAGCGAUUCAGCGGGCUGAUGAUAUUCUGGACUUGAAAUUCUGCACAGAUGGUGUUCAGACUGCCCUGCGGAAUCAGGACUAUGAACAGGCCGCUGCCCACAUUCAUCGCUACCUUUCUCUUGACCAGUCUGUGAUCGAGCUCAGCAAGCAGGGUGGAGAGGGCAGUGCAGUUGAAGCCAGCCUUGCGUUGCUUCAGGAGGCAGAGCGCAAUCUGAAGACACUGGUUACCACUCGUCUGGAGGAAGCAGUUGCCACAGGCGACUUGCCUCAAGUUGAGCGCUUUUUCAAGAUCCUUCCUUUACUAGGACUCCAUGAGCAGGGACUUGCACGCUUUGCUCAGUACCUUUGCAGUCAGUUGGCCAGUAAGGCAGAGGAGAAUUUAAUCUUGGCCGUUGGCUCUGAUCUCGGUGAACGCAGAGCACCUGUGAUCUUUGCUGACACUCUUACACUGCUGCUCGAAGGCAUUGCACGCAUUGUAGAAACCCAUCAGCCAAUAGUGGAGACAUACUAUGGACCGGGCCGCCUGCACACACUUCUCGCGCACCUUCAGAAAGAGUGUGACAAACAGGCUCAGAAAAUAGUGGACAAAUUCAUCCAACAGAGGGAUUACAACAAUAAGUUUCAGGUUGUCCAGAGCAACAUGAUGAGGGGCAUGACUACGGAUAAGAUCGAACCCAGAGACCUGGAUCCUGUGUUAUGUGAGGUUACCUUAAUGAACUCAAGAGCUGAGUUGUAUUUCCGAUUCUUGAGGCGGCGUAUAGUCGCUGACUUCGAGGUUGCAGAUGCCAUGGCGGAUGAAGCGGUUAUACAAGAGCAUCAGCAGAGUUUAGAACAGUUACUGAAGAAUUGCCAGCUGAGUCGCACUAUGCAGGAGCUGAUUGGCUAUUACAUUCCUAUGGAGGAGUAUUACAUGAGAGAGUCUGUCAACAAGGCCGUUGCGAUGGACACCGCUGAGGUGGGACAGCUGAGCUCAAGCGUGGUGGAUGAUGUUUUCUACAUUGUAAAGAAAUGCAUCAGUCGGGCACUCACCAGCAGCAGCUCUGACUGUGUGUGUGCCAUGAUCAAUCAUGCAACCAGUGUUCUGGAGACAGACUUCAGGGAGGUGCUAGUAUGCAAGUUGCGGGCGGGAUAUCCCGUCAGUGCUCUGCAGGACCUGCAGCGAGGGGUCAGCAGUGCCGUCAGCCUGAUGCAGAGCAGCCUGCAGCAGGGCAAGAUAACGAACCUCACACAAACCCUCGGCAUUGAGAGCCAGGAGCAAGCCAAGAGCGCAUACUUGGUGACCCUCAAUAAUGUGGAGGUCUGCAGUGAGAAUAUCAGCACCCUGAAAAAGAAUCUCGAGAGUGAUUGUGCCAAGCUGUUCAGCCAGGGAGCCAGCUCAGAUCAUGCCAAGGAGAAGAUCGACAGCUGUCUGUCGGAUCUGGUCAACACCUCCAGCAAAUUCAAAGACCUCCUCCAGGAGGGUCUACAGGAGCUUAACAACACUGCUAUCAGGCCACAAGUAAAGCCCUGGAUCAGCAGCUUCCUGUCUGUCUCGCACAAUAUUGAAGAGGAAGAGUUUAGUGAGUAUGAAGCCAAUGAUCCCUUUGUUCAGCAACUCAUUGUCCAGUUGGAGCAGCUUAUGGCUGAGUUUAAGGUCGGACUGUCACCGGUCAUCUAUGAUACUCUGACUAGCCUGAUGACCAGCCUAAUUGCAAUGGAGAUGGAGAAGACUGUGUUCAAAUGCACCUUCAGCAGGCUCGGUGGAUUACAGUUUGAUAAGGAGCUGCGGGCUUUGGUCGCAUACUUGUCUUCCGUCACUUCUUGGACCAUCCGGGAUAAGUUUGCCCGACUCACACAGAUGGCAACUAUACUGAAUCUAGAGAGGGUGUCUGAGAUCCUGGAUUAUUGGGGACCCAACUCUGGACCUUUGACGUGGCGUUUGACCCCGGCUGAGGUUCGCCAGGUCUUGGCUCUAAGGGUAGAUUUCCGCAGUGAGGACAUUAAAAGAUUACGACUCUAACAAAAAAAUAUAUAUAUAUACUUGAGAUUUUUAUCCUUGGUGUUUGGAGUACUUAAAUGGAGGUAUGUUAUCUCAACAUUUGUAUACAAAAUAUUGGCCAUGCUUUUUUAUGUAAUAAAUGUAUAACCAGCCAA
Danio rerio (zebrafish) is the source of this 2495-nucleotide messenger RNA. RefSeq names its product component of oligomeric golgi complex 4 (gene cog4). NCBI's taxonomy places the organism in Eukaryota, Metazoa, Chordata, Actinopteri, Cypriniformes, Danionidae. The record is from RefSeq and is marked provisional. Gene Ontology annotation, cellular component: Golgi membrane; cytosol.